GGUUACUGCUCAACAUCCCUCAAAGAAAGAUGUUCCUGAAGAUUCUUGAAGAGAAAGACUAAUACAAGUUAAAAUAAAUAUGGGUGGUCAAGCCAGCAAGGAGACAGAUCAAGAGCAGAUGGCAGAAUCUGUGACAACAGCAAGAUUACAGCCAUUCCUCCAAAAGCUUAAAGAUAAAUGUCAGAAUGGUCCAGUAACUGAAGCACAUUUUAAAAAUUUGUUUCCAUGUGAAGGACACCCUCUUGUGUGCAGAAUCUACCGGAUACUAUGUUCAGAACAUGGAGACUUCUUUGACAAUGUGUCCACAUUAUUUUCUAACAUUCUACUUAUGGAAUCGGCAGUGGAUAAGGUGGGAUACUAUCUCUCACUUUAUGUGUCACAAGACGGAACACAUCAUGAAGAAGAUGUUGAAGAGUUUGUUGGAACUGCUUUUACCUUGUUCCUUACAAACCUCAAAAUUUCCCAUAAUGCAUCAGAGGCAGAGAAGAAUACAAUGAUGUCAGUAAGAACAGGUCUCACAACAUCUGUUGCUGAAGCUAAAAAUUAUAUUCUGACAAACUGUCCUGGUCUUGUACCUGAAGUACAUUGUUGGCUCACGACACAGAUAACACGCCCAGGCAUGUCAGAGGGUGUUGAUUAUAGUGAUGGUCCAUGCAAGACUGUUGACCAGCUCCUGAAUAUGGCCUCCUGGUGGCUGUUCAGCUGUAGCCUUCCAUCUCUCUACACUAAUUUUCAAAGUGCAUCUAAUCAUGAGGCAGAGAAGCAGUAUUUUAUGCCAUUGUACAACAGUUCAGAGCACGGGCAGAGCAUGAACCGAUUUCAGCAUCAUGUUCUUGCGUACCGAGGACCGACCGUCACCUUGGUGGCAUUCCAGGAUCAUGUGAUAGCUGUAGCUCUUGAUUCUGAGUGGAGAGAUGGUACAGGGAGCAUCGGUGGUGUCAAUUGUGCCUGUGUCAUGCUUACAUCUAAAUAUGAAAUUAUAGAAGAAGGUGAAGGAAUGGCAAUGUUCAACAUGCGUUCCCGGAAUAUUGCUAAAGGAAUUAGUAUUGGCCGGAAUCGUAAGAAUCCAGUGCUUGUUAUUGAAUCCGGAAUGGAAGAGGUUACAUAUAAAAUGGAAACGUAUAAUUUAAAAAGAAUUGAGGUGUGGGGUUGUGGUGGAGAUGCUGCUAAGACAGAACAACUGAAACAAAAACAACGAGAAGUUAAAGAUGCUGAAAAAAAUCUAAAGGUCAAACGACCAGGAAGAUGGGAUGAUAAUCCUGAUCGGUACCUCCUAGAACUGGGUGGAGUUAAAGUAAACCAUGCAGAAAGCUGAUGAAUAUUUUAAAUUGGCUGGGAUAGGAUGCAAGAUUUUGAUUCUUUAGAUUCUUCUAAACCAGGGUUCUGACACAGGUCUACUUUACAUGCAGAUGCUUAAACCAACUGGAACUUUGUUAAACUGAUAUCUAUUUGAUGUGCCCACAUCUUAAGCAGUCGCACUCUAUUUUGCAAUAAAGGAGAGAGAUAAGGCACUAACAACUGUAUACAAUGUAUAAUUCACCAGGGCUGGCUAUUAGUGAUGAUCAGCCCAUAGGUCGUCUAGCAUUCUCCUUAGGUAUGUACCAUGCUAAUACGUAGUGGCGUAUAUAGGAGUCUUGAAAUGGUU
Molecule: messenger RNA, 1645 nt
Organism: Anneissia japonica
Lineage: Eukaryota; Metazoa; Echinodermata; Crinoidea; Comatulida; Comatulidae
Exons: 10
Coding region: 80-1315 (411 amino acids)
Source: RefSeq, a predicted model, not a curated record